Molecule: messenger RNA, 1276 nt
Organism: Prorocentrum cordatum
Lineage: Eukaryota; Dinophyceae; Prorocentrales; Prorocentraceae
Source: the annotation of a GenBank genome assembly
GCGAUGCAGGAUGCCAUCGACGGCCUUAUGGCGGAGGCCCUCGAGCACCAGGACCUCUGCGCGGAGAUGCGCCGCGAGCAGAUGGACCGCGGCCGCUUCUUCUUGCACGAGGCACCGCGCAUUGCGAUGUCGUGGCGCACGAAGGGCAUCCGAGACUUCCUCGUCAGGUCCGAUGCCUUUCGCGUUGCCAAUGGCCAGCCCGACGGCAGUGUGAAGGACGUGACGGUCCAGGGCCGCGCGGGCUGGAUGACCAACUCCCUGUGCGUCGCGAAGGAGCUCGCCCAGUUCCAGUGUCGGAUCUGGCGUGGCGGGCACCGCCGGCACCGCCACCCCUUGGAUGGGAAGGCCAAGCGCAAGGCCUACUACCCGCCAGCUCUUGUGGAAACCAUCCUGCGCGGCUUCGAGGCGCAGGUCCUAUUCGACAAGAUGGCGAGCGGCAUGGGCAUCUCGCAUGGGACCAUCUUCGACGAUGUCAUUGGCGCGCAGCUGCCUCCUGAGAAGGUGGCCCAAGCACGCGGGGCGGAUAUCGAGUUUCUUCGCAGCUUUCCAGUCUACAAGCCGGUGGAUCCCUCGGAGGCGGACGGCCACGAGGUUAUUGACACCAGGUGGGGUGACGUCAGCAAUGGAGACCACGAGAACGCGAGCGUUAGAUCUCGCCUCUGCGCCAAGGAGUUCAAAUGGAAUAACCCGUGGCUGGAGGACACGUUCGCAGGCGCACCGCCGUGGGGGGGUGUCAAGAUGGUGCUGGACAAGACCAUGACGAAGGCUAAGAGUCCCAGUGGCGGCUUCAAGAUUAAGAAGGUUUUGAUCCUGGACAUCUCCGGGGCUCACAUUCACCCGCUCGCCAAGCGCGAGCUGUUUACCCGCGUUCCCAGCGAUGGCCCUGCAGGAGAAGGCGGAAAGAUAGGGCUCCUGCCCCGCAGGAUGCACGGCGCGAGGGGCGCGGCGGCCGGCUGGGGGGAGCACCGCCAUGAGAAGCUGGCGCUGGCGGGCUACAAGUCAGGAGUGUCUUGCCCCUGUGCGUUCGCCAACUCAGACGGCUCCUCAUCUGGGGUCGUGCACGGCAACGACUUUGUCUUCGAGGGCGAGGAGCAGCAGCUGGACGCGAUGGAGCGCGAGUCGCGGAAGCACAUGCAGGUUCAGCGGACGGCUCUCCUCGGCCCGGAUGCAUCUGACGACAAGCGCGCGACAAUCCACGACCGGCUCAUUUCCUACGUGGACGGCAGUUUCUCGGUCAAGAGUCGGAUAGCCAUGGGGCGAUCCCCGUCGCGCACAG